Molecule: messenger RNA, 925 nt
Organism: Melanaphis sacchari
Lineage: Eukaryota; Metazoa; Arthropoda; Insecta; Hemiptera; Aphididae
Product: pseudouridine-5'-phosphatase-like
Exons: 4
Coding region: 1-714 (237 amino acids)
Molecular function (GO): phosphatase activity
Source: RefSeq, a predicted model, not a curated record
AUGAGUAAAUCGGUAUUUAAACCUGUGACCUACGUAAUUUUUGAUUUGGAUGGAACUCUAUUAGAUACGGAGCGGAUUCAUAAAAAAACGUUUACAAAAAUCGCCAAAGAUUAUGGCAAAGAAUUUCCCGAUAAUUUACGUUUACAAAUCCUUGGAAAACAAGAAAUGGAUGUGGCUAAUUUGAUUAUCAACACAUUGCAACUAAAUUUAACACCCGAAGAAUUAUUACAAUUAGCUCGUGACGAGGAAGAAAAGGAAUUACAAAACGUAAAACUUAUGAACGGAGUCAAAGAUCUCUUAGAAUAUUUCUGUCGACAUAAGGUACCGAUGGCGGUGGCAACAAGUAGUUCAGAGAAAAGUUUCUACGUGAAAACGGCUAAUCUGCAAAAUAUAUUUUCCGUGUUCCAUCAUGUGGUCACCGGGUCUUCCGAUCCAGAAGUAAAAAACGGCAAGCCAGCACCGGACAUAUUCAAUAUAUGUGCUUCAAGGUUUCCGGGAAACCCUGCGAACAACAAGUUUCUGGUAUUCGAAGACUCGCCAAACGGAGUGACUGCAGCUUUAGCAGCGGGCAUGCAAGUGGUUAUGAUACCCGAUCCCAUGUUACCAAGAGAAUUGACCGCUAAUGCUACACACGUGAUGGAAUCUAUGGAAGAUUUUUGUCCGGAAAUGUUUUUUUUACCACCACGCGAUUUCUCAUGCUCAUGCUCUUCAUAAAUUUGAGUAUAUAUCGUCGUAAUUGAUGUAUAAUUUCCACCUAGCCAUUGUACUAACAACAUAUAAAUAUAAAUUCUAACAAAUUUUCCUGGUAUUGAUUGUUGGGCGGUAUUUUAGGUGUAUGAAAACGUUACUGAAAAGUUUAAUUUUUUAAAUAUCAUUACAAAUUAAAAAUACCAAAUAACAUAAAAAACGGUGAAACGUGAUUAAA